Molecule: messenger RNA, 2884 nt
Organism: Physcomitrium patens
Lineage: Eukaryota; Viridiplantae; Streptophyta; Bryopsida; Funariales; Funariaceae
Product: myb-related protein Pp1
Source: RefSeq, a predicted model, not a curated record
AGCAUUGAACACUCGCAUCCAAGGCUGUCGUGAUCGAAGCACGGGGGCAUGUGUCCCAGUCAUAGCAAACCAACCUUUUUGGUAUUGUGUUGUUGUUCCUUUGGUUUGUGUUGGUUUUUCUUUUUCUUUUAAAUCUGGUUUGGUGCUUCGAUCGUUGGAGAGGUUACCCAUGUGCAUUUCACCCCCGACGCGCGAGGAUUACAGGAUGAAGACAAGGCACUUUCCGAAUCGGACUCGUGGGGGCAGAUAGAAAAGUGGAAGAAGGGUCGCUUCUGUGGAUCGGGCACGGGGUGGAUUUUGUUACCAGCCUCUUGUACUGCGAUUUUGUACUGCAAGGCGGGGAUUUUGCCCCUUGCAAAGCGCUCACAAAGCGGAUUGUGAGUGUCAGCCCCAUCGACGGGUGGGAUCUUCGUUCGUUGCUGCAUGGGCUCGUGGUUUUGUAGUUGACCGCGGAGGUAGUUAAUGCUUCCGCAGCAGCGGGUGCUCGUGGAUUCAUCGAGGUCCUCAGUACAGUGCCACAUAUUGGCCUCUCCACAUACACCCCAAGCCGUAUUGUUCUCGUAGCGGUUACCACUGCAGGCCUGGGUGUAUGAAUGUGUGUGCGUGCGUGCGUGAAAUGUGAGUCUAGACAAGGAAAAACACGGGACGUCCUGGGUUGAUAGUCUUCUCGCAGAUCUCACAGGUGCAUAGACAAUGCGUGGAAAAGUAAAUUCGUGACGCUGCCUGAAACUGGACGCAGGGACUGCAGAAUUGGGGAGAGUUUCCGUGUGGUCGGAGUAUCAAUUGGUUUGUUUUAGCGUUUAUAGAAGUGCAGUUCUUUCUAGUCCUGCUUGAUCUGUUGAGCUUGUAUGCGGCUUGUAGCUGUAGGCCUUUCUUCCUGAGGAGGUUAAGGUGGUGAAGUUCAUGCCGAUUUCUGUACAUUCUGCUUGAGGUUGAGAAUUUCGAGACCUGGUGUAGAGUUGGUACAGAGGGAUUAUCUGUAAGCAUGACUAGGGUUCCAUUGGGUAGCGUAGGCGAGAAAGAAUGUGGGCUCAAGAAAGGGCCGUGGACACCGGAUGAGGACCAAAAGCUCUUGGCUUACAUUCAGAAUCACGGCCAUGGAAGCUGGCGCUCUCUGCCUCUUAAUGCUGGCCUUCAGCGUUGUGGCAAGAGCUGUCGAUUGCGGUGGACGAACUACCUUAGGCCGGACAUCAAGCGAGGUCGAUUCUCACAAGAGGAGGACCAGAUGAUUGUGCACCUGCAUGCAAUUCUGGGCAAUAGAUGGUCAGCUAUAGCUAGUCAUCUUCCUCGCCGCACUGACAACGAGAUAAAAAACUACUGGAACACUCACUUGAAGAAGCGUCUGCUGCAAAUGGGGAUUGACCCUGUGACACACAAAUCGACAACCGCAGAGGAGCUCCUGCUUGACAGCAUCCUUCCCGCUCUUAGGCCCACGAUUUCGUCCAACCUCUCCCAUACGUCGCAAUGGGAAAUUGCGCGUGCUGAGGCUGAGAUCAGGCUUUCUCAGCAAUCAUCUUUGAAUUCAGCAUCGAACUUAAAACCUUCACUGCAGCAGUGCAACCUGAGCACGAAGACGAAUCCUAACCAUAGCGCAUCAACCAACUUCAUGGACACCUGGAAGGCCCAGGUUGCUGAGACUUUGAGACCAAAUUUCGGAGCUGUGGAGCUCGACAAUUCGCCCGCGAACCCUGUCAACCUCCAAGCAUUCCUUCUAGACUGGGAGUCGUCAUUACAAGCUCCCCAAGCGCACAUGAAACAGUUUUCAGCGUACGACUCUCCCAUCAAUAUCUCUGAUUUGAGCACUGGCGGUGCUCCAGAAUUAGUCUCCGCUCAGUAUAACCCCAAGGGAUCUCAAUGCACAAUGGAAGGAUCCUCCAGCAUUUUUCCAGUAGCAGCCCAGUCCAGCGAGAGGUUCUUUACAUCUCGAAGGGGCACUUUGCCGGCAUCCCGGAUUGACCUUGAGAGCCGAGAGUCGGCUAGACUGUCGAGCAUGUUUUCCUUGUCUCGGGUGAACUCAGUGUCUGACAGCCAUUCUCUCUCCGGAGCAGGAUCCAGCUUUAACUACUCCGGAGCGUGCACGGAUAUUGAUAACCAGUUUUCUCCGACGAGCACGUUGAAUGCCCCUGACCGUGAUUCCUCUUACACGAAUAGUCCUUGCGGUAGCAGCAACAGCCAUUCAGAGUGCUUCGACCUCCUGCCCCAGAACUAUCCUUUGCUUCACCCAGACAAUAUCGUCGAACAAUCUGAGAAUAACUUGGUUUUACCUCGGGAACAGACUUUCUGGUCCAGGAAGCAAGUGGCGAUGGUGGAGGCUUUUCCUCCGGAGCCUUAUUUCUUUUCCGAGCUAGAAUUGGCCUCGCAGAAGCCGCCAAGCUUCAGCAUUGGCUCCACAGCACCAAUGUUGCACCAAGUUGGAGUUCCAAACAUCCCGCUCCUGCACUUCAAUUCUUUGUAACAGAAGCAUUUUUAGUUAAAUAUUUCGAACGAGUAGGCACAUUGACGAAAGAUCAAUGUUGGAUAGCAGCGCGCACAAAUUUUUAUCGGUUCUGCUACCAUGACAUCCAGAUUAGGGGAUGAGCACCAAUCCUGACGGCAAAUUGUGAUUGGCAGAGAUGACGACGAUCAUGCUAAUUCGACCUUCGCAUUUGGAACUCAAUGAAUGCCCCUUCUCUACUCCAUGCUGGAUGUGUAGAGAAGGGAGAGUUGAGAGCUGCGAUGGUCGGAGCAUUCAUGAACAGAGCACAAAUUUUGUAGAUAGUUGAGCAUGAGAUAGUAGGGUGCUUGUAAUUGACAACUUGUUUUUGGCGCCGCUCGUACACCAGCAGCUAUUGCAUUUGUAAUAUUUUUGGAGACUUUCAGACUCAAUUCAAACCAGUUUGUGCAA